AAGUGUCCGCAGGAGAGGGAGGUGGGGAUACCAAAGUGCUCACUUUCAGAGACAAUCUAAUUCCGUCUGCGCAAUUUAACCCCAGGAAAGCAGCCUCCCCUUAAGGGCCAAGGAGUCCCGGCCCUUGAAAGUGCCCUCCCUGCCCUGACUGAGGGAGAGGGAAGGGGUGUGAAGGCGGGGCCACUGGACGGGCGACACCCUCCCGAAGGUCCAGCCGUCGUCGGCCUUCCUGCCACCUUAGGGAGCGCGAUCGCCCUCUCAAUGGAAGGCAGAUGUCCCUUUAAGGUUUGCUUUGCAGCCCGUGGACUUUAGCCUAAACACGAGCCCGCGAAGCUGGCUUUAUUUGUCCAUGUCUCGGACACAGCCUGGGAGGCUGCCAGGAGGAUUUCAGAGAACGAGCGCGCGAAGGGGCGGGAGAUGGGGCAGUAAGUCUGGGAUAUGAAAAGCGUGGAGAGGACCUAGAGGCAGUCGUCGAAAACACAGGAAAUUCACUCUUCGGCUUCUGGGCGCCGCGACCGACCGGGCCGGAGACUGAGACCUAAGGCGGCAGAGUGGCCCAGAACGCGCCGCUCCGUGCUGCGUCCUGCCGCGUGUUGCCCUCGGAUCCAGCGCGUCCUCCGGGCUCUGCGGGCUCCCGGGUCAUGGCCCCCCGACGCCAAGCCAGCCCAGGGGUCGCUGUCGCCUGCUGCUGGCUCCUCACCGUUGUUCUAGGCUUCUGUGUAUCAUUCAAUGUGGAUGUGAAAAAUUCAAUGACUUUCAGCGGCCCCGUAGAGGACAUGUUUGGAUAUACUGUUCAACAAUAUGAAAAUGAAGAAGGAAAAUGGGUGCUUAUUGGUUCUCCUUUAGUUGGUCAACCCAAGAACAGAACUGGAGAUGUCUAUAAGUGUCCAGUUGGGAGAGGCAAACCCUUACCUUGCAUAAAGUUGGAUCUACCAGUUAAUACAUCAAUUCCCAAUGUCACAGAAGUAAAGGAGAACAUGACAUUUGGAUCAACUUUAGUCACCAACCCAAACGGAGGGUUUCUGGCAUGUGGCCCUUUAUAUGCCUAUAGAUGUGGACAUUUGCAUUACACAACUGGAAUCUGUUCCGAUGUCAGCCCCACAUUUCAAGUCAUGAACUCCAUCGCUCCCGUACGAGAAUGCAGCACCCAACUGGACAUAGUCAUAGUGCUGGACGGCUCCAACAGUAUUUACCCCUGGGAGAGUGUUACAGCUUUUUUAAAUGACCUUCUUGAAAGAAUGGAUAUUGGUCCUAAACAGACACAGGUUGGAAUUGUACAGUAUGGAGAAAAUGUAACCCAUGAGUUCAACCUCAAUAAGUACUCCUCAACGGAAGAGGUACUUAUUGCAGCAAAUAAAAUAAUCCAGAGAGGUGGCCGCCAGACUAUGACAGCCCUUGGAAUAGACACAGCCAGGAAGGAGGCUUUCACUGAAGCUCGGGGUGCCAGAAGAGGAGUUAAAAAAGUCAUGGUAAUUGUGACCGAUGGGGAGUCCCAUGACAACCAUCAACUAAAUAAGGUCAUCCAAGACUGUGAGGAUGAAAACAUUCAGCGGUUUUCCAUAGCUAUUCUUGGGAGCUAUAACAGAGGAAAUUUAAGCACUGAAAAAUUUGUGGAAGAAAUCAAAUCAAUUGCAAGUGAACCCACCGAGAAGCAUUUCUUCAACGUCUCUGAUGAAUUGGCCCUAGUUACCAUUGUGGAAGCUCUGGGAGAAAGAAUAUUUGCCUUGGAAGCUACAGCUGACCAGUCAGCAGCUUCAUUUGAAAUGGAAAUGUCUCAGACUGGCUUCAGUGCUCAUUAUUCACAGGACUGGGUCAUGCUUGGAGCAGUAGGAGCCUAUGACUGGAAUGGAACAGUCGUCAUGCAGAAAGCUAAUCAAAUCAUAAUCCCCCAAAAUACGACCUUUAACGUUGAGUCUACCAAAAAGAAUGAGCCUCUUGCUUCUUAUUUAGGUUACACAGUGAGCUCCGCAACUGUUUCUGGAGAUGUGCUGUACAUUGCCGGACAGCCAAGGUACAAUCAUACGGGCCAGGUUGUCAUCUACAGGAUGGAAAAUGGAGACAUCAAGAUUCUCCAGACACUCAGUGGAGAACAGAUUGGUUCCUACUUCGGCAGUGUUUUAACGACAGUUGACAUUGAUAAAGAUUCUAAUACCGACAUUCUUCUGGUUGGAGCUCCCAUGUACAUGGGAACAGAGAAAGAGGAACAAGGGAAAGUAUAUGUGUACGCUCUGAAUCAGACAAGGUUUGAAUAUCAAAUGAGCCUGGAGCCCAUUAGGCAGACUUGCUGCUCAUCUCUGAAGCACAAUUCAUGCACAAAAGAAAACAAAAAUGAGCCAUGCGGGGCUCGUUUUGGAACAGCUGUCGUUGCAGUGAGAGACCUCAAUCUUGAUGGGUUUGAUGACAUUGUGAUAGGAGCACCCCUGGAAGAUGAUCAUGGGGGAGCCGUGUACAUUUAUCACGGGAGUGGCAAAACUAUCAGGAAGGAGUACGCACAACGUAUUCCAUCAGGUGGAGACGGCAAGACACUAAAAUUUUUUGGCCAGUCUAUCCAUGGAGAAAUGGAUUUAAAUGGCGAUGGUCUGACUGAUGUGACUAUUGGGGGCCUUGGUGGUGCUGCCCUCUUCUGGUCCCGAGAUGUGGCUGUAGUUAAAGUGACCAUGAAUUUUGAACCCAAUAAAGUGAAUAUCCAAAAGAAAAACUGCCGUGUGGAAGGAAAGGAAACAGUAUGCAUAAAUGCUACCGUGUGUUUCGAUGUGAAAUUAAAGUCCAAAGAAGACACAAUUUUUGUAGCUGAUAUGCAGUACCGCGUCACACUAGAUUCACUAAGACAAAUAUCACGAAGUUUUUUCUCUGGAACUCAAGAAAGAAAGAUUCAAAGAAACAUCACAGUUGAAGAAUCAGAGUGCACUAAGCUGUCCUUCUACAUGUUGGACAAGCAUGACUUUCGGGACUCUGUAAGGAUAACUUUGGAUUUUAAUCUGACUGAUCCAGAAAAUGGGCCUGUUCUUGAUGAUUCCCUACCAAAUUCAGUACAUGAAUAUAUUCCUUUCGCCAAAGACUGUGGAAACAAGGAUAAAUGUAUCUCGGACCUCGCCCUGAAAGUAUCCACCACAGAAAAGGACCUGCUUGUUGUCAGGUCUCAUAACGAUAAGUUCAAUGUUAGUCUCACAGUCAAAAAUAAAAAGGACAGUGCCUAUAACACCAGAACCAUAGUGCACUAUUCUCCAAAUCUAAUUUUUUCAGGAAUUGAGGCUAUCCAAAAAGACAGUUGUGAAUCCAAUCAUAAUCUCACAUGUAAGGUUGGAUAUCCUUUCCUGAGAAGAGGAGAAGAGGUUACUUUCAAAAUAUUAUUUCAGUUUAACACAUCUUAUCUCAUGGAAAAUGUGAUCACUCACUUAAGUGCAACAAGUGACAGCGAAGAACCUCCUGAAGCCCUUUCUGAUAAUGAAGUAAACAUUUCUAUCCCGGUAAAAUAUGAAGUUGGACUUCAGUUUUACAGCUCUGCAAGUGAAUACCAUAUUUCAAUUGCGGCCAAUGAGACUGUCCCUGAAGUUAUUAAUUCUACUGAGGACAUUGGAGAUGAAAUUAAUAUCUUCUAUUUGAUUAGAAAAAGUGGACAUUUUCCAAUGCCAGAACUUAAGCUGUCAAUUUCAUUUCCCAACUUGACAUCAGAUGGUUAUCCUGUGCUAUACCCAAGUGGAUGGUCGUCUUCUAAUAAUGCGAACUGCAGACCCAGUAGCCUUCAGGACCCUCUUGGCGUCAACUCUGGGAAGAAAAUAAUUAUAUCCAAACCUGAAGAUCUCAAAAGAGGCACAAUUCCGGACUGCAGUACGUGUAAAUUUGCUACCAUUACAUGUAAUUUGAUUCCUUCUGACAUGACCCAAGUGAAUGUUUCACUUAUCGUAUGGAAACCAACUUUUAUUAAAACACGUUUUUCUAGCUUAAAUCUUACUGUAAGGGCAGACCUUCAGAGUGAAAAUACAUCACUGAUUUUAAGUACUGGCAAUCAAAAAAGAGAGUUUGCUGUUCAAAUAUCCAAAGAUGGACUGCCGGGCAGAGUGCCAUUAUGGGUCAUCCUGUUGAGUGCUUUUGCUGGAUUAUUGCUAUUAAUGCUGCUCAUAUUAGCCCUGUGGAAGAUUGGAUUCUUCAAAAGACCACUAAAGAAGAAAAUGGAGAAAUGACGUAUUUUACAGGAGAAAAAAAUAACAGUUAUUCAAUUAUCUAUCCUCAGGUUUGCCUCAAAUAUGUGACAAGAAAUUUAAGACAUAGUCACAUAACUUUAUGUACUCCAUCAGGGAUUAAUCACUUGGAAAAUGACAAAUCAAGGAAGAUCCAAAAACAAUACCAUAAAGAUAUAUUUUAUAAAAUGAUGAAAAAUAUUUUUAAAUAAUUACUCUGUGUUAUUUAAGUAAAAUUACAAAGUGUUUUGAAGAUGAAGAAUAACGUGUACAAAUAUGUUUAUAUAUUAAAUCAGCAUCCAGAGUAUUUAAGAAAUGCAUAAAAAGAUUUUUAUGAUCAUUGAUAAAUUAAGCUUUUUCCAUUAAUUCCUGAUGGAUAUCCACAUUCAGCAUGAUAGUCAACAUUUGUAAAUGACAAGAAAGGAAUUAACCGAAAAAGAUCACUUCUCUCUAUUCAAAUGAGAAAAUUUUCCUCGAUAGAGUAUAUAUAAAAUAUGGACUGAAAAUAGAAUUAAGUCAUACAGAAUACAUUCAACAUCUUUGCGUUGGGUUCUGUACUUGGAAAGUCUUUUGUAUGUUUGUUUGCUUGUUUGUUUUUCUCCCAAAGUGUUUGGAAACAAUUGAGCUGAUGGAAAAUGAAGAUAGACUCGUUUAAAGACAGCUCACUGAAUGGAUUAAGCUUUCACAGAACAUGCUUAAUUUUGACAGGAGCCCUAGAACUCAAAACUUUCAUGCUGAAAACAGCACUUCACAGCAGUUUUGUGGGGCAUACCAGUGAUUUGUAAUGAAAAGCCCUGUUGUGUGUGGGAUAUGCUAAGAUGGUUUCUGAAUGCAACGUGACAGCAGAUGCCACAGAAACGCCCACCUCAUCUUUGCUGGGCAGUUUUUGAACGUUAGGGGUCCAGGAUAUAACCAAAAGUAGGAGUUUUCUCAACUCCUUGGCACAUGGUUCAUUGAAACCCUCAAGCUGUGAGAGUAUGUUUAUUUUUAAGUUUUUAAAGGUAUUUAAUUUUCCAAACACAUUUCUUAUUUUUAUGAAAGGCAGCAUUCUAUUAUAAUAUUGCAUUUUUACCAAGAAGCCACUGGUUUUUUAGUGUGUGGCAUAUCAGUAUUUAAAUAGAACUCCAGAAAUGUAUUUUAAAGAAUCUUAGGUUUGAAACCUUGCACCAAGAGAAAGAUAUCACACCUCUGUAUGAGCUUCUUUGCUCCUGAAGUAAUCAUUAUGGUGCAUCGGACUCUACUGUAGCACAAGCUCGUAGGUUGCUCUGCUUCUUAGGAAAAUAACAAUGGAUGAAUGUAUCAUAGCCGCAUGUGUGAACUACUGCUGUAAAAUUUGCUGAUAUUCCUACAACUCCAUCUCUCCACCUGGCUGACCAUCACAAGACCAGCACCUGCCCAGCACCUUACACAGAAAGUCCUAGACUCUACUUUUCUCCAAAGCAUCAAAUCAAGGGAGAAAUUAAAUGCCAUAGGUUUAAUUUUUAAAACUAAUUUCCAAGGAAUUCUCCGAGGACUCAGAGUCGGCUCCCUCGUGCCUGUCUGCAUCUACGUCUAAGAUCCUGAUGAUCAAAAUCAUGCACCUGGGGAGUGCCCCGGUCAUCAAUACUAGAAGAAAGGCUCAGUCCAUCCAGAGAUAUGAUAUCCUCUUGCCGGUCAUUGUUCUGAAAUGUCUACUUCGGGAAUUUCCUUCAUUCCCACAGCCUAUCUCCAGGUUCGGAAAUCAUUCUUCCUACCUGUUCUUUCUUUGCCCGACAGAACUCAGGUCUCUCUUGUUCUGAGCCACCGCAUUGCACAGCCUAUUGGCAGCUCAGCUCCAAAAUCAGCACAUUCUUAGAAUAAAUCAAACAGGUAAACUUAAAUUCACACUUGGCCUCUAGGACUGUUAAGCAUCCUGUUUCAGUGAAUGUGCACAUUUCAACCAAAUACGAUGGUAACCCGGAAGGGAAAGAUGGAAACAAUGGCAUUUUGAACUUGUUAGAAAAGAGAGGAGCAACCAUUGGGACAGAUCAAAUAGCUACGUAUAAGCCUGGCACAGUUUUUAACAGAAGUCGUUCCCAGUUUUCAAACAGAAUGUUUAAUGAACCAGAUAUCCCUUUUCCCUAGUACUAUUAUUUGUUGGGCUUUAUGUGCGUAUGUGUGUGAGCAUCUGUAUGUGUAAUGUGUAAACACACAUGUACACACACACACACACACACGAAUAGACACAAAGCAAAUACAAAAUACCUCAGUAAUACCAAAUGGCAAGGUUUGACAAAAUGACAAAAAAUAAACACAAAAGCUACACCAACAAGAAAAGUUUGAUUCAUCCAUUUUCAUUAAUUCAUUCAUUCAUUUUCAUUAAUAUUUGCACAGUUCUGCAACUAUCUAAAAGAAGUAAACGUGGAAGUUUUGACUAAAAUAAUAAAUCAACAGUACGAGUGUUCUUAAACAUAGUCAAUGAUUAAGAAAUAUACCAAACUCUAAUCAUUUUAUUCUAAAGCACUUAAUAAGAGAAGUGAGUGCUAUUUAAGACUAUGAGUUUAUGUCAAAAACUUUUUUUUACAUUGGUAUUUUAUAAAAUUGAUUAUUUCUUUCAUUGUGAACUAAAAUAUGUAUGAAGUCCCUUUCCGGAACUUAGAAUGGUAUAUUGGUAAAUUAUUCAACAACUAGCUCUCCAGGAGGAAAGAAAAUCCCUGAUUUGUAUCAUUUGCCAAUUUCCAUGAUUUAAAUAGUCUUGCCAUGGCCAUUUUCAAGCUACCAAUAUAACCCUAACCAGCUUGCAAAACUCCUGAAAAUUGAUCUGUCAGCUCCCACGAACCAGUAUAAGCUGGCUUCAGCACACCAUUGAAAUAGAUUAGAUGACAAU
This is a messenger RNA of Lontra canadensis (Northern American river otter), 7023 nucleotides long. RefSeq names its product integrin subunit alpha 1 (gene ITGA1). Gene Ontology annotation, biological process: cell-matrix adhesion; integrin-mediated signaling pathway; cell adhesion mediated by integrin. The record is from RefSeq and is a predicted model, not a curated record. Lineage: Eukaryota; Metazoa; Chordata; Mammalia; Carnivora; Mustelidae. Bases 642 to 4181 code for a protein of 1179 amino acids. Gene Ontology annotation, cellular component: integrin complex; external side of plasma membrane. Gene Ontology annotation, molecular function: integrin binding. The transcript is spliced from 29 exons.